AGUGGAGACCAUGUCCGACCUGGAAGAGGUGGCGGAAGAGUACGAGGAGGAGCAGGAAGAGCAGGAAGAGGAGGCCGCAGAGGAGGCAGGAGGUGAGGCUGCGACGGAGGAGACCAACGCGGAAGGAGAUGGCCAGGAAGGCGAGGCUAAAGAGGCCGAAGAUGGCCCGGUGGAGGAGUCCAAACCAAAGCCCAGGCCAUUCAUGCCCAACCUGGUGCCACCCAAGAUCCCAGAUGGAGAGAGAGUAGACUUUGACGACAUCCACCGGAAGCGCAUGGAGAAGGACCUGAACGAACUGCAGACGCUGAUCGAGGCUCACUUUGAGAACAGGAAGAAAGAGGAGGAGGAGCUGAUUUCACUCAAAGACAGGAUUGAGAAGCGGCGGGCCGAGCGGGCCGAGCAGCAGCGCAUCCGGAACGAGCGGGAGAAGGAGCGUCAGACUCGCCUGGCUGAGGAGAGAGCCCGACGAGAGGAGGAGGAGAACAGGAGGAAGGCCGAGGACGAGGCCCGGAAGAAGAAGGCGUUGUCCAACAUGAUGCACUUUGGGGGCUACAUCCAGAAGGCCCAGACCGAGCGGAAAAGUGGGAAGAGGCAGACGGAGCGGGAAAAGAAGAAGAAGAUUCUGGCUGAGAGGAGGAAGGUGCUGGCCAUCGACCACCUGAACGAGGACCAGCUGAGGGAGAAGGCCAAGGAACUGUGGCAGAGCAUCUACAACCUGGAGGCCGAGAAGUUCGACCUGCAGGAGAAGUUCAAGCAGCAGAAAUACGAAAUCAAUGUUCUCCGGAACAGAAUCAAUGAUAACCAGAAAGUCUCCAAGACCCGCGGGAAGGCCAAGGUCACCGGGCGCUGGAAGUAGGGGCAGCAGUCGCCUUGACCAAAGAUCCUCGCCGGCGCCCCGUCCCGCUCGCCCCCAGUCCCUGGGGCCCCCCGGGUGCUGGAGGCAGGCUGGUGUCUGGAAACCAGGAGCUGGCCCGGCCAGAAGCUGCUGUGCACCUGUCCCCCCACGUGCCCACGCAUGCACCCCACGUGCCCACGCAUGCACCCCACGUGCCACGCAUGCCCAUAAUAAAAGCCAACACACACUGCGUGCCUUUUCUGUCAGC
This is a messenger RNA of Canis lupus familiaris (dog), 1103 nucleotides long. It is a transcript of the gene TNNT2, whose product is annotated as troponin T2, cardiac type. The transcript has 14 exons. Gene Ontology annotation, cellular component: troponin complex. The coding region runs from base 11 to 856 and encodes 281 amino acids. Lineage: Eukaryota; Metazoa; Chordata; Mammalia; Carnivora; Canidae. The record is from RefSeq and is marked validated. Gene Ontology annotation, molecular function: troponin C binding; troponin I binding; tropomyosin binding. Gene Ontology annotation, biological process: sarcomere organization; cardiac muscle contraction; regulation of muscle contraction.